Messenger RNA from Trichoderma gamsii, 720 nucleotides. RefSeq lists its product as hypothetical. The transcript has a single exon. The record is from RefSeq and is a predicted model, not a curated record. Lineage: Eukaryota; Fungi; Ascomycota; Sordariomycetes; Hypocreales; Hypocreaceae. The coding region runs from base 1 to 720 and encodes 239 amino acids.
AUGGGCUGGACCGCUGGGAUCCCCCGUAUUGACGCCAGCCAUUGCGGGGUUUUCCCCCAAGCCUUGGCCCGAGCUAGGCCGGUGGCGGCGCUUCUGGGGGCUGGGGCUGGGAUUUUGGGCAAUCAGGGCGACGCUGACUGGCCACGGCCCAAAGGCGACAGAUCUGGGUACUUGUACGCGGCACAGCGCUGGCGCCCACAUGGCAGCAUCAAGUACUCACGGUACUGCAAAGGACGAGACGAACAAGACGCAGAAACAGACAGAAUCUCAUCAAUGCCUCGUUUCUGUUUCAAGUCACUUCCGACGGAGCCUUGGCUGGAACUCGCAACAAUAAACCAUGCAGCCAUCGCGCCGUGUACCAAUACUUGCGCUUUAAGUGCCUGCAGACCGAGGACGAAUGAGAUUCGAGCGACUGCGUGUGUCGCGUGUGCGGCCGUCGAGAGCGUCCAUCUCAUGGCGGAGGCGAUCAUGGGUUGCCAAGAGGCCAAUUCCAAUUCACAUCCAUGUUCCCUGAUCUUUGUUUCUCUUCUGCAUCUUUACGAUAUAUUUUGUGCAACUCGUCUGUACCUCUUCACUCCCCGAUUAGAUUCUCAGCCUCCAGCAACAGCCCCAACAAGAAAAUCAUCAAGUUCAGUACAAUUGGAAAAGCAACUGCUCAGAGUCGCAUUGCUACCACCUCUUAGUCCAAAUCUAGCGCCAACCACCGCCGGCGUUCGGUAG